This is a messenger RNA of Tupaia belangeri chinensis (Chinese tree shrew), 3502 nucleotides long. RefSeq names its product nuclear factor of activated T cells 2 interacting protein (gene NFATC2IP). Gene Ontology annotation, biological process: positive regulation of transcription by RNA polymerase II; cytokine production. The coding region runs from base 60 to 1307 and encodes 415 amino acids. The transcript is spliced from 8 exons. The record is from RefSeq and is a predicted model, not a curated record. Gene Ontology annotation, molecular function: protein binding. Lineage: Eukaryota; Metazoa; Chordata; Mammalia; Scandentia; Tupaiidae.
GUCGCUGGUCGGGGGCCGGGCGAAUCGGGGCGGGCGUGUGUGGAGACGCGGUGUUUGCGAUGGCGGAGCCUGUGAGGAAACGGGGCCGGCCGCCUCGGGGCGGCGGUGUGGGCCGAGGGGCUCGGGGCGGCCGGGGCCGGCGUCCUCGUGCCCAGCCAUUUCCGGCCCAACCUAGUCUGGAGUCAGUGUUUGUGGACUUGGUCAGCGAUAGCGAUGAGGAUAUCCUGGAGGUUACAACCGCGCGCGGUGCUGCAGAGCCGGUCGAGGUCCCGUCCCCGGAGCCCCCCGUGCUGGCCGCGACUCGGGGCGACAGCGACAGUGACAGCGAAGUGGAGGACGCGCAGCCCGCAGGAGCCCCGCGGGCCCCGGUCAGGCGGCGGCGGCGGCUGCUGGAUCCCGGGGAGGCGCCGGUGAUUCCGGUGUACUCCGGGAAGGUGAAAAGCAGUCUCCACCUCUUUCCAGAUCACCUGCCCCUCCUGAAACUCUGCCCUCCAGGGACUGAGGAAGAGGCAGAUAUGGCAGAUUCUAGCAGUCUCCACUCCGAGGAGCCCCCAUUUCCAGGCUCUCCCUGGAAGAAGAAAUUGAGGAGUAAGGGUGAAGAAGAAAAGAAGGAAACGGUGGUUCUGGUUCAGGACACCUCUCCGUUGCCCACCCCUGAACCAAGGACCAAGAGCAGAAAGCACACUCGGGCACUCAGGAAGCUAAGGGAGGUGAACAAACGCCUCAAAGAUCUCCGUUCCUGCCUGAGUCCCAAGCAGCACCAGGCCCAGGAUGCUGACAACCAAGAGGAUGAGGUGGUCCUGGUGGAAGGACCCACCCUCCCAGAGAACCCUAGGCUCUUCCCGCUCAAAAUCAGGUGCCGGGCUGAAGUGGUCAGACUGCCUGUCAGAAUGUCGGAGCCCCUACAGAGUGUAGUGGAUCACAUGGCCACUCAUCUUGGGGUGUCCCCAAGCAGGAUCCUUUUACUCUUCGGAGAGACAGAGCUGUCCCCUACUGCCACUCCCAGGACCCUAAAGCUUGGAGUGGCUGACAUCAUUGACUGUGUGGUGCUCACAAGUUCUCCGGUGGCCACAGAAACAUCCCAACAGCUCCAGCUCCGAGUGCAGGGAAAAGAGAAACACCAGAUGCUGGAGGUCUCGCUGUCUCAAGAUUCUCCUCUCAAGACCCUCAUGUCCCGCUAUGAGGAGGCCAUGGGACUCUCAGGACACAAGCUCUCCUUCUUCUUUGAUGGGACAAAGCUUUCAGGCAAGGAGCUGCCAGCCGAUCUGGGCAUGGAAUCUGGAGACCUCAUUGAGGUCUGGGGCUGAAAUCCCAUUCUCUGUUGAGAGGCCUGGUCUUGGGGAGAAUGUCUUCCCCCACCGUUUUUUUUUUUUUUUUUUCUUGGCCUCAUAAGGACCACCAGUUGAAAUAGAAGUUUGAACUUACCUUUAUUCUGAAGCAAAAUCAAGGAGUGACCUUCGAUCUCAUGACCCUGGUUUCAAGCCGUUAACUGUUGAUACUUGGUUAGUUGUAUUGUAGUUAUUGCUGCCCUAGGUGGCCACAGGUUAUGCUCUUUGUGGUCCCUACAACAUGGAGAAGAGAUCUGCCCGCCUCCUACACUUCACUUCCAGCAUCACCAUUCCCUUCACUGAAAAGUUUGUUUUAUUAGUAUUGUAACUUGGCUUGUAUUUAGAGUGAGUCGAAAUACAUGAUGGUUGGGUAUGGGCUUCCAAGCCUGGGGUUUAUAUCACUUUUAGGACCAGCAGUCCUAAAAGUUUGCCUUAGUCUCGUGUGGGGGUCGGGAGUUGGGGCAUAUACACUGGUGUGGUUCCUUGGCUUGUGAGGAAAUAAAUCAAGCUCACGUACACAUUAGCUUUAGCAUAGACAGCCAACUGUACACAAUGUUUCCUUUCAUAAUGAAGCCACCCCUGGAGACUUUUUAGAAGGAUAAAGAAUAAAGUGGAUUCUUAGCCCUGGGCAUCUUCCUCACCCUAAGGACCCUUUAUAGCUACGCUUUCUGGUACACACUUCCUGAUUCAAACAUUUAAGGCAUAACUGAGCACUUUCAGCCGUUUUGUUUUAGAUCUCAGAACAUAGACCCCAUGCAAGGAUUCUCUGGUUAUGUAUUUCCUCCCAGUCAUGCCAUCUCUUCCACAGAUACCCAAUCUAAUAUGUUUACUACAUGUCUGAAUAUGAAUGUAUCUUGUAAAAAUACAAUGUUUUAUGUGUGGAUAUACUUUUACUGUACGCAAGUGGCAUUGUGCAAUAGAUCGCUCAGUAUACAUUAGGUCCAUCUCUGUUGCAUAUUCUAGAUCUUUGUCACUGACUUCCGUGGUUCUCCACAGUAGUGUCAGUUAUAUUUUACAUGCCCACGCCAGAGGUUGUGGAACCCUGUUGUCUCCAACCUCUCGUAUGCAAGGUUACGAUCAACAUCCUUUGAUGUGUCCUUUUCUGGGCCUGUGUGAGUUCUCUAGCAUAUGUAGCCAGGAUGCGAUUACAGGUCACACAGGUUAAUUUCUCUGUGGGUUUCCAUGUAUUAUUUUUAGAAAAAGGACUGACCCUCCUCUUAAGGCUUCCCGUUUCUCCUCAUCCUCACCAGCACAUGGUAUAGCCCAGUUUUCUAGGGUUUGCCAGUCCAGUGGGUAUAAAGUAGCACUGUGUUUAAAUGCACAUUCACUCAAUCACCAUUAAUUUUGGGAGUUUUUUCCACAUACCUAUCAGCCUUUCUGGCUUCUUUUUUUGUGACUUGCUCAUUUUCUCACGGGGGGCUUCCUAUUUUUUCUUUUUCUCUUUUUCUUUUUAUCUUCAGGAGUUGCCUCGUACAUUCUUGGGCAAUUGCAAAUGACUCUCAGAAUAGCACUUUGUGUAUCUAGCGGUAUCUCACUGGAUAGAGAUUCUUAAUGUUGAUGAAUGAACUAUUUUGUCAUAAGUUAGUUGCUUUUAGAUUUUUUACUUAAAGCUAGUUACAAUAGUUUACAUUUUCUUUGCUAGUUCAUUAUUUUUUCCUUUCGUACUGAAGCCAUUAAAUAAGGCUAAGGCCCGGCUAGUACCGCUGGGGUGGUAUCUUGGCUGGCAUCUGUUCUGAGAGCUAAGCACUGGUUGAUGCCCGGCUGUAUUUUUGUUAAGUAUUUUUUUUGUUUGUUUGAAGCAACUUUAAUUAAAGUAAACACAACAUUGACUCCUGGUUGUUAAAUAUUGAACAUCUCUUUUACUAUUCAAAAUGCACCUUUGUAUGUGAGCUCCAAGAUACGUCUUUUACCACAUAAUGAGCCAGUUUACUCUUUACUGUCUACUAAAAAAGCCAUUAGUCUUCCACUGAUAUGUGGUAUGAUUUUAGCAAAAGUAUCUCACCUUCUUUAAAAAGUUGUUAGAAUGUGGCGUUCCUUUGAAUUUUGUAUUAAAUAAUCUGUGAUAUGUUACAUAGCACUCAAUUUUUUUCAGGUCUUUAUGUCCAUUAAUUAAUAAGUUUGAACACAUUAAAAUGAUAUAUUCAGUCUCAACAGAAUAAACGAGAAUACAUUCA